AUGGCCUCAACUUCACAAUGUACCGACUUCGCGACUGCAUCAAAUAUUGACUAUUUUGAGAAAGCUUGUGGAACAAGGGAAGAUGAAGAGAGAGGAGAAAGUGUGGGUCUUAUAACAGCUGGUGAUACAGAACUUACAGCUGUGAAGGGCAGUUUGGAUCUGACAGCAACGGUUGACGUGGAUCCCGCACAAAUGGUUGAUGGUGCAGACCUCACUGCAAAUGUCCACGCCGUUGAUUCGAUACCAACGAUGAAAAUUAAUGUGGAUACUAGUGAAGGGGUUGUAGUAGAAACGGAAACUCUGGACGACCCAAUGGAAGAUGAACUUCCACACGAAGUGAUGGCGAAAAAUGAUUUCUUUAAAGCUGAGUUUUCUAAUCCCCUCUCUUUUCUUCUCAUUCUCCCUCCAUUAUUUAAAAUUUCUCUCUGUAUAUUUAUCUAUGUCUUUCUAUUAUCUAUCUAUCUAUCUAUCUAUCUAAGUUCUCUCAUAAUUUAUCAAUCUAUCUAUUCAGUCUGUUCAUAUCUAUCUAUCUAUUGUAUCCAUCUAUUUAUCUAUCUAUCUAUCUAUCUAUCAAUCUUUCACGAAGUCAUCUAUCUAUCUAUGUCAGUUUAUUAUGGGGAAUCUAUUUAUCUAUUUUGCAUCUCACUUAACUCUUCUUGA
Molecule: messenger RNA, 660 nt
Organism: Acanthosepion pharaonis
Lineage: Eukaryota; Metazoa; Mollusca; Cephalopoda; Sepiida; Sepiidae
Source: the annotation of a GenBank genome assembly